AUGGCAUCCCCUCAACCGUCUCAAGGGAACGACACCCCGAAAGACACUGCUAGCCAUGACAUCUUGGUGUUUAACCGAGAGACAAUGCGAUUUGACAAAGUAAAGGUCACACAAACAGGAGUCACUCGAGACUCUGUUGACAACGUAGACGCACCAGAACCGGGGACAUCGAAACCAAUCGAUAAGGGCCCCGUUGGAGAUGACACGCAACCGCCAGAGACAUCCAAGGAUGAGGCGAUUGAAGGACUGCAGAGAGAAAUCGAUGCUCGAUUAGAGACGAUAUGGGAGAUUUACGGAGUUGAUCGUCUGGAUAGACAGAUCGCCCUCCGUAACAAGGCCAUUGACAUAGUGGAACAGGAGAUUACACGCAUAGGAAAUGCGAGUACCGAAGGAUGGGGAAUUGAUAAGUACAUAUCAGUAGUGGUUAAGACUGCGUCCCGUAUGGCUGAGAAAUAUGCGGAUAGACCGCGAUAUCAUUAUAUCAGUUCGAUGGGCAUACCCAUAAGCCCAAUAACCGAAAUGACCAAUAUACUGGAGAUGCCAGUAUCAUCACCACGCAUCCGACCACCCGAUAAUGCGGUGUACAAGUUACCGUCGGUAGCAGACAUUAGUGCUGUAGAUAGGGGGCAAGAGGCAAGCCUAUCGAUGAAUGACCAGCAAGCACAGUUUGCAGGGUUCCCUAACGUCACUCGCAGAUCUGACGCAAGAGUGGCAAGAGCCGUAAGUUGGAAGGAUCGCGUGGCCUACCAGACCAUGCGCAACGCGUCCUUAAGGGAAUCCGGAACCUCAAACAUUGAUGACCAAGGCAUUGAAUUCGAUGGUCAUCGACCACGAGAAGCGGUGCGAGCGACGUCGCCAUUACCAAAACAGGAAUAUGUAGAGGAUAUGGCAAGUCUGAAUUUAUUAGACGCACCAUAUGGAUCAGUGCGCUCGAAAAGGACAAUCGAGCGUGAAGAUAAAUAUGCACGCAGUGGCACUAUACCGCCACAAUUUACUAAUUAUGGUGAAUCAAGGCGUACACCACGAGGUUAUUCUAUGCCAAGGGCGGUAGCCACACGCGUUAAGCCAGGAAUAUCCGAGGCCAAUGAGGCCCAUAAAUCGGAUAUGCAGGACCGAUUAUCUAGGUUGAUACAUGAAUUACUGGGUACCAGAAUCGAGUUCCCAGAAGGUUUCAAGUAUAACACAAAGAUGGAAAGUGACAAGAGUACACGAUACUCGGGGUCACCUAAGUUUUCUGACUUAGAAAACUGGCUGUCGGACCUGUGUACAAAAAUGGCAGUCAGACAGCUUGGGGGACCAAAAAACGAGCAGAUACGUAGAAUGAUACUACCCGAAUACUUGGAUGGAGAAGCCAAGUUCUUCUAUAACCAUCACGUUGCUAAUAUAAACCGUCAAAAAAGGAGCUGGACUUUUGAAGAGGUGAUACUUGCCCUGUACGAGCGUUUUGUGCACCCAACAUCAAUGCAAGAUGCACGCGAAGCAUUCCGUACGGCGAUGUUUAACCCUGACAAAGGAGUUCAGGCAUUUUAUGAUACAAUUCUGGAGCAUGCGCAGAACAUGUACGAGUAUCCAGAUCAAUACUCUAUACUUGAAGUGUUCUUAUCGGGGAUUCCUCGAGCCAUGCGAUCUCACUUGAUUAGGAAUGACGGACUAUCGCCUGAGAUAAACUCAGUCGAUGAGUUCGUAGGGUUAGCAAAGUUAUAUGAAGAAUGUCAGAAAACUGAUGCAUAUUACCAACGCCACGGCCGCGAGGCAAGCGGGGCGACUAAUCCAUUAAAAGCGCAACAUAUUGAUACAAAACCGUUAAGGAUACGUUCGCGUGGAAAGCUUAUGGUAUUGCGAUCUCAACUGAUAGAUCCUAACAAAGGCAAUAACAAGCCUGAAGAGUCCAAUGCUGUAAAGAUUGUACAUAAGACGCAAGCAACCACUGCAAAUCCAGUCGGUGCCAACAAGCCGAAAGGAAAUAACGUUGGCCGAACAAUUCAGUGUUAUAACUGUGGUAAGACUGGCCACUUCGCUAAAGAAUGCGUUGAGCCACGCAAAGAUCGAGUACAAUUAAGAGCAGCACGCACAGUUGCUCCUGAUGACAUUGAUGAAACAAUGUCCAACAUGGGGGACGACGAAGCGGAUCCGGAGGAUAUUGGGCCUGCUGACGAAGAUCAAUACACCGAAGUCGAGGUAGUCGACAGCGAUUGGUACGAAUCGGAAUCACGUAUUGAAAGUGACCAAUGCCGCGCUAUGAGCGUGAUGAGCCCAGAUGUUGCAAACACCAAUAACUUUGUUGAAUGCGAAAGUAGCUCAGAUAACGAAUUUGUGGACGUAUUGGUACCCCUGGAACCAAAAAUACAUGAUAUGACCAAUGAUGGUACUCAUGCAAUGACGGAGAUACCUGAAGCACAAGCUAGAAGUGAUGAGGACAAAAUUAAGAUGCGAAAGGUCAGAUUACGCACUUCAAAAAAGGAGCGCAUGAGGCCAGUUCUUAAGCCGGAGGAUAAGGAGUGUUUGGUUACAUAUGUAAACGUAGCGGGGAUGGAUGCGUGGACGCUAUGGGACUCGGGGAGUACAACCUCGGGAUUAACCCCAGCUUUUGCGCAGAUUGCUGACAUAUCGGUCGAUACUCUAAUUGACCCGCACAUCCUACAACUGGGAACGACGGGAAGCCGGUCAUCCAUUAAAUAUGGAACGGAUACACAAGUUAACGUGGGUAACUUAUCAACAACCACGUACCUCGACAUUAUAAACAUCGAUCGGUAUGAUAUGAUCAUCGGGACACCGUUUAUGCGCAAGCAUAAAGUGAUGCUGGACUUCGAUAAGUCAGUGGUACACAUUAACGGAGUAUCCAUACCCGCCAUUCGUGUACCAAGGGACACUGAUGGACGGUUACGCCGUCAACGUGUAACUGAGAAGCAUGCCGAUACCUGA
Messenger RNA from Psilocybe cubensis, 2922 nucleotides. RefSeq lists its product as uncharacterized. Lineage: Eukaryota; Fungi; Basidiomycota; Agaricomycetes; Agaricales; Agrocybaceae. The coding region runs from base 1 to 2922 and encodes 973 amino acids. The transcript has a single exon. The record is from RefSeq and is a predicted model, not a curated record. Gene Ontology annotation, molecular function: nucleic acid binding; zinc ion binding.